AUGGCGUUGUUGUGUAAACGCGCGUUUCAUUUGUGCUCCAAUCAUCGCCUCUACCUCCUUUCUUUGUUCCCUUCCACGACGAUGCAAAGUUGCAGGCAUAUUUCGCAGGAUGUCAAUUCCAACGGAAAGCACGCAUUCCUCAUCGACACUCUCGCACUCGUAAGGGAUUUAGAAGCAAAUGGGGUUCCCGCCAAACAGGCCGAGGCUAUAUCUUCUUCGAUAAUCGUAGUUAUAAAUGUUAGUUUGGAAAACGUAGUUCAUUCUUUUGUUUCAAAAACAGAAAUGCAAAAGUCAGAGGUGCUUCAAGAAUCAAAUUUGUCGAAGUUCAAGACUGAAGCGCAAAAUUCUCAGGAGCAUCAUUUUUCUUUGUUGCAACGUGAGACUGAAAUGCUUCAUAAUGACAUAGACAAGAUGAGAAGUGAAUUGAGGUAUGAGAUUGACAAAGUCACUGCUGGGCAGCGUCUGGACUUGAAUCUUGAAAGAGGACGCAUACGAGAUGAGCUUGCUAAACAAAAUGCUGAAACCACCAAUUUGCUAAACAAACUUGAUCGGGAAAUCCAUGAAUUGAGAAGGCAGUUAGAAGCUGCAAAGUAUGAUGUGUUCAAAUACUGUAUAGGUACCAUUGUCUCCAUAUGUGUUGUGGGUAAAUUGAGGUAUUGGUUAACUUUUUUCUUGCCAUUUCGUUAA
Messenger RNA from Abrus precatorius (Indian licorice), 687 nucleotides. Its product is annotated as protein FMP32, mitochondrial-like. The coding region runs from base 1 to 687 and encodes 228 amino acids. The transcript has 7 exons. NCBI's taxonomy places the organism in Eukaryota, Viridiplantae, Streptophyta, Magnoliopsida, Fabales, Fabaceae. Gene Ontology annotation, cellular component: mitochondrion. The record is from RefSeq and is a predicted model, not a curated record.